Penicillium argentinense is the source of this 1605-nucleotide messenger RNA. Its product is annotated as sugar porter family MFS transporter. The transcript has 4 exons. The record is from RefSeq and is a predicted model, not a curated record. The coding region runs from base 1 to 1605 and encodes 534 amino acids. Gene Ontology annotation, molecular function: carbohydrate:proton symporter activity. Lineage: Eukaryota; Fungi; Ascomycota; Eurotiomycetes; Eurotiales; Aspergillaceae. Gene Ontology annotation, biological process: transmembrane transport; carbohydrate transport. Gene Ontology annotation, cellular component: membrane.
AUGAAGCUCCCCACCUUUCCCAAGGUGUACAACACCUACUUCGUUGCAAUCAUUGCAACCGUCGGCGGCAUGCUGUUUGGCUUUGACAUCUCCUCCAUGUCAGCCAUAAUCGGCACAAGCCAGUAUAUCGACUAUUUUGACAACCCCCAUGGCGUCCGGCAGGGCGCUAUCAACUCUGCUCUGGCAGCUGGAUCCGUGAUCGGAUCACUCAUGGCCGGACCCGUCUCCGACAAGAUCGGUCGUCGCGACUCGAUCUUCUUCGCUGGCUUCUGGUGGCUGAUUGGAACUGCCGUCCAGGCUGGUGUCAAUAGCUUUGGCUCCCUGAUGGCAGGUCGCGUUUUGAAUGGGAUCUGCGUUGGAAUCACAUCUUCCCAGGUCCCCGUAUAUCUGGCUGAGAUCACGAAGAAGGAGAAACGAGGGUCGAUCAUUGUGAUUCAGCAACUGGCCAUCGAGUGGGGUAUCUUCAUCAUGUUUUUCAUCGGCUACGGCUGCUCGUUUAUUCCAGGUCCUCCUUCUUUCCGACUUGCCUGGGGCCUGCAGUUUGUCCCCUGUGUGAUCUUGAUGAUCGGAUUGCCUUUCCUGCCUGAAUCUCCUCGCUGGCUGGCCAAGGUCGAUCGAACCGAGGAGGCUAUCACAACACUGGCUCGCAUUCAAGCAGGGGGUAACGUGGAUGAUCCCCUGGUUGUGGCCGAAUGGGAGGAAAUCACUACGGUUCUGGCAGCAGAGCGAUCUGCUGCUCCUGGCUGGCGCAAGUUCUUUUACAAUGGAAUGUGGCGUCGUACCAUGGCUGGAUUCACUGUCCAGGCAUGGCAGCAAAUGUCAGGAGCCAAUGUCAUGACAUACUACGUUGUCUAUGUCUUCCAAAUGGCCAACAUGACUGGUAAUAUUCUGCUCAUUUCAUCCGGCAUCCAGUACGCUCUAUUCAUCAUCUUCACCUCGAUCAUGUUCUUCUUCAUCGAUAAAACGGGUCGUCGCACGUUGCUCAUGUAUGGGGCGAUUGGCAUGGCUUUGUGUCAUUUCGUCGUUGGGGGGGUACUCUCAGCAGGGGAAUAUGUUCCAGACGGUGUUGACAACAACCUCAAUGUCUUGAUCCGAGUAAAAGGCCCGAAAGCUCAUACGGUGAUUGCUUUCUGUUAUUUGCUCAUCAUAAUAUACGCCCUGACACUUGCGCCCGUCGCCUGGGUGUAUGCUGCAGAGGUCUGGUCUCUGGAAACUCGGGCUAUUGGGAUGAGUAUUGCAGCUGUCGGAAAUUGGCUUUUCAACUUCGCACUGGGUCUCUUCGUUCCUCCGGGCUUUGCAAAUAUUACUUGGAAACUAUUCAUCGUUUUCGGAAUCCUCUGCGUUGCCGCUGCCGUGCAAGUGUUCUUCACCUAUCCCGAGACCUGCGGAAAGACGAUCGAAGAGGUGGAGGAGCUUUUCAGUGAUGGUGGUCCCAAGCCUUGGCAUACUAAGCCCGGUCACUCUAAUUUGGAUGGUCUGAUUGAAGAAGUUCGGGAUAAAGGCCUGCACGCCAAAGAUGUGGUCGAUCGCCAACACCACGACGGCCUGCACUCAGCCUCAGCCACCCUGCCUGAGAAAGCGGGCGCUGCCGCUAGCCCCGCUUGA